AUGAAAACCCGACGUCGUACUACUGAUUCUCGUAUAACUGCAUCACAUAAUGAAGGUAUUAAUACAUCUCCAUCAACAUCAUCUGAUCAACAAUCAACAGAAACAUCACCAACUCAAGAUGUUAUUCAAAACGUUCCAAAGUCUGAUGUUUGGCAAUAUUUCGAAAGGUGUACUUCAACUGGACCUUUAAAAGCAAGAUGUCUACUGUGCCAACAUGAAUUAUCUACACCAAAUUAUGGAACAUCAACUCUUAAACGUCAUCUGGUACAAGUACAUGGUAUAAAACAAUUUGAUUCAGCUGAUGCACCAAGUUUUUCGACCACAUCUAUCAAAAUAUCAAAAUCAGAAAAAAAAGCAUUAGAUUUAUUAGCUGUAAAUGCAAUCAUUCAAGAUGGUAGAGGAUAUGGUGAUUUACAGAAAACUGGCAUUAAAAAAUUAAUUGAUGCUUUGAAACCAGAUGGUGAAGAAGGUAUUGAAAUUGGUACAAUGGAAGAUGAUGAAGAUGAAGCUCAAAUUAGUUUAAAUCAGAUGGUGAGAACGAUGUCCUUUGAUACUGUUUCAUUAUCUAACGAAAUAACCAAUGAUGAUAGUGAAAGUGAUGGAACAUCAAAAGAAGAUGAUGAUGUCAGUGGUGAAUUAGAGUCGAAUGAUCAAUUGAUUGAUGCAACAUCAGAUGAAGAAUGGAUGGAUGAGGAAGAUGAUGAUGAAGCAACCGAUAAUUUUGUUGAAGGAAUUAAUACCGAAGAAACAUUACUUGAUUAUAUACCACAAAUGGUAAAAGAUACGAUUGAUAAAACACGUGAUAUAGUUAAUACAAUUAAAGGAUCAUCAAUAUUAACCAGUUUUAUUGAAAAACAAAGAUUAAAUUUUAAUGCACGUGUUAAUAAAAAGAACAAAAUCAAACGACGUUUGGUAAUUGAUGUAAAAACACGAUGGAACAGUACCUAUAAGAUGGUGCAUACAGUUAAUCUCUAUCGUGAUUUUAUUAAUGAUAUGUUCAAAUCAAAAGGAAGUCUUGAUCUUUCAGCUAAACAACGAAGAAAAUUAACACGUGUUGAACUAUCAAGUGAUGAAUGGGAUCUUUUAAAUUUGAUUAUUAGUUUAUUACAUCCAUUUUAUUCAGCCACAAAAGUUUUAAGCAAUACAAAAUAUCCAACUGUUGGAUCUGCAUUAUAUCUUAUGAAAAGUCUAGAAGAACAUCUUACAAAAGAAGAUAAUAAUGAAAUUUUAAAUGCUUUAAAACAAAUUGUAUUGAAUAAAUUUCAACAGUAUAUUAUUGAUGAUGUAGAACAAUUUAAUACGUUAAAAUUAUAUUCAUAUUUUGAUCCAACUGGUUUUUCGGCUCUUACAAGAGUUGAACAAACAAUAAUUGAAAAAGAUAUAACAAAAUUAUAUAAAAAUUUAUUCUUAUCAUCAGAAACUUCUUCGUCAUCAUCAAAUCAACAAACGAAAAAAAUAACUAAUAUAGACAAAGCUUGGCAAGGUUUUCUUAGAUCUACUAACAAGGAUUUACUUCAAGAAUCAAUAGCAACAUCUACCAUUCAAUCAGAUAUAAAAAGAUAUCGAAAUUUGGCAACUAAAUUGUACGUAUGA
Messenger RNA from Rotaria sordida, 1593 nucleotides. The record is from the annotation of a GenBank genome assembly. Lineage: Eukaryota; Metazoa; Rotifera; Eurotatoria; Philodinida; Philodinidae.